AUGGAUAAAUGUUCAGUGAGAGGAUUAGACUUGGCUGAACAGACUCCUGUUUUAUUAGAGCAUAAAGCCAUGGCAGCUAGUCUCUUGGAUAUAGGAAAUUCAUUUGGUAACCCAACUAGUCCUUUAGAUAACAGAUGUAGAAAUUCAUCGAUGGAAGAAGAUGAUGAUGAUGUUGUAUUUAUUGAAUCUAUACAACCUCCUUCAACUCCUACUCCAGCAGGAGCUGAUCAAAGAAAUUUUAUAUUUGCUUCAUCAAGAAAUGAAAGGCUACAAGGAGAUUAUUCCAUAAUUCUUCCUUCCUCAAGAGAUUUGGCUUCUGAGAAGGGAAAUGUAAGUGAGACAAUUGUUAUCGAUGAUGAAGAGGACAUAGAAACAAAUGGUGGGGAAAAGAAAAAUUCUUCCAAUUUUAUUGAAUGGGGACUUCCUGGAACUAAAAAUAGAACCAAAGAUUUGGAUUUCUCCACUUCCAGUCUUUCAAGAAGUAAGACCAAGACUGCAGUAGGACCUUUUAAUCCUGGUAGAAUGAAUGUGGCAGGAGUUGAAUUUCAGAAUGGAGGAUAUGCAACUCACCAUAGUCCCGAUUCUUGGAUCUCCCAGUCAGCAUCAUUUCCCCGUAAUCAGAAACAGCCAGGGGUGGAUUCUUUAUCACCAGUGGCCUCCCUUCCUAAACAGAUUUUCCAGUCUUCAGUCCAACAGCAACUUACAAAACCAGCUAAAAUCACUUGUGCACACUGCAAAAAACCUUUACAGAAGGGACAGACAGCUUAUCAACGAAAAGGAUCAGCUCACCUCUUUUGUUCUACCACCUGCCUUUCUUCCUUCUCUCAUAAGCGCACUCCAAAGAAACGCAAUGUAAUAAGUAAAAAAGAUGUACCUACAAAAAGGGCUACUAAUGUUCCUCAAGUUAAGUCAAGAGAAUCCUCCCAAGAAUUUUGUAGUACGUCUUUGCCUCCCUAUGAAGACAACCAGAAUCUUAGAAAAAGAAUUAAUAAAUCAAGAUGUAUAAUCUGUAGUAAACUAACAGAGAUUCGCCAUGAAGUCAGCGUUAAUAAUGUAAUACAUAAACUGUGCAGUAACCAGUGCUUUAAUAAGUACAGGUUGGCCAAUGGACUAAUAAUGAAUUGCUGUGAACAGUGUGGAGAGUACUUGCCCAGUAAAAGUGCUGGAAACAGUGUCCUGAUCAUUGAAGGUCAGCAGACAAGAUUUUGCUGCCAAGGUUGUGUUAAUGAAUAUAAACAGAUGUUGGAAACAAAAUCAAAAAAUUUGUCAGCAUCAGAAAACAGAAAAAGGAAUGCUGUUAGAGAAGAAGAAAAUGAAAGAAAAUUAUAUGGACCAUCGAAUACUCUUUUAGGAAAAAAAGAGGGAAUACCAGAGAAAAAGGAAAAGACUUCAGAGCUACAGGUUUUGGCAGAAUAUAGCACAGAUACAUCACUGAUCAAGCAGGAUGUGAAUUUACCUUCUUCUAUGUUAACCAUAGCUGAUAAAUUUCAAGAGCCACUGGAAGAGAAAAAAUCAGAAGACUGCAUUAUAUCAGUUGUACUUUCUACAGACCCAGGUACAUGGCCCCGAAUUUUGAAUACUAAACAACGGGACAUUCUUGUUGAAAACGAUCCACCUCAAGUAAGAAAUUUUAACUUUCCAAAAGACAAUACAGGGAGGAAAUUUUCAGAAACUUACUACACACGAAUUCUUCCAAAUGGUGAUAAGACCACUAGAUCCUGGUUACUUUAUUCGACUGCAAAAGAUUCUGUAUUUUGUUUGUAUUGCAAACUCUUUGGGGAAGGAAAAAAUCAACUGAAGAAUGAGAAUGGGUGCAAAGAUUGGCAGCAUUUAUCACAUAUUCUUAGCAAACAUGAGGAAAGUGAAAUGCAUAUCAACAAUAGUGUUAAGUAUUCAAAAUUAAAAUCUGAUUUGAAAAAAAGUAAAACUGUGGAAUCUGCAGAACAUGGAUUACAUGAGAAUGAGAAAAAUGAUGGUGUGCUCUUGUUGUACACAUAAUAUAGCUGAUGUGGUUCUUGACAUAAUAGGGUCUUAAAUUUAUUCAGAAAAGAUCUAUACCCUAAUGGUCAGUACCAUUUUUGUUGGGAGGCUCCUAUGACUUUCAACAGUUCGUUAGCAAUAAGUAUAAUAGCAAAUAAAUAGUAAAGAAUGUUUCUGUUCCAAAUUCUAAAGCUAAUUGGGUUCAGUAGUAAUUAAUGCA
Messenger RNA from Odobenus rosmarus divergens (Pacific walrus), 2200 nucleotides. RefSeq names its product zinc finger, MYM-type 5 (gene ZMYM5). Bases 1 to 1998 code for a protein of 665 amino acids. Lineage: Eukaryota; Metazoa; Chordata; Mammalia; Carnivora; Odobenidae. Gene Ontology annotation, molecular function: zinc ion binding. The record is from RefSeq and is a predicted model, not a curated record. The transcript has 6 exons.